ACAGUUUACUGCCACCUUUAAAGAUGAAGGUCGUUUCGCACCUGAUGUCAUGUCGUACUUUCCACACCAGUGUACUUUGUCCUCAGUGGCGCUUGAAAUUGCUUGAAAAGACAAUCGUUCACUGUCGUGUUUUAACAGUACCAGUAAACCACUUCUUUUCAACUCGUAAAAAAGAUAAUCAACUUACGAUAUUCACGAUUCCUAAUUUAAUUACAGUUUCACGAAUCACUCUUACCCCUUUUAUUGUUAAAUCUAUUUUUUGCUGUGAUUUGAGUGUGGCUUUAGGUCUUACUAUCGUUGCUGGAGUCACAGAUACGUUAGAUGGGCUUAUAGCCCGAAAUGUGUCAAACCAGGCCUCAAAUGUGGGAAGUUUCCUGGACCCUCUUGCUGACAAACUUCUUGUGACUUCUUUGGUUUUGUCAUUGACAGUGAUGGAUUUUUUCCCAGUCAGUCUUGCCUGUCUUUUUAUUUUCCGUGAUUUGGGAAUUGUUAUCACAGUUUUGUCUCUAAUGUUCCAGAAUUUCGGUUCACUUACUACGAAGAUAUUCACCGAGAAAGUUGAAAUGAAGGCAUCAAAUAUCAGCAAGCUGAAUACUCUUUGUCAAUUAUCGAGUAUCAUACUUAGCAUGACAUAUCCUUUGUAUGGACUCCCUAACUACGAAUACCUAAAGGUUGUAUGGUGAGUUAAAAUGUUUGCAAAAUUUAAAUAUUUCCAUUUUAUGAUUCAUGAAGGCUUAUAUAAUUUGAUAAUCAGUAAGUCAUUCAUAAGUAGUGUCAAACCUGAUACAUAUGUGUAUUAGUUCACCACAAACCGACGUCUGUAAAAUUUAAAAGUGAGAGUACUAAACAGUCGCCUUUUCUGGUUCAAUACUCCUUAGCGUUGUGUACUCACAGUCUCACAAUACCACGUUCAAGGUCUCGUAAAUUUAUUAUUUAUUUAUUUAUUUCAACACAUAGAUAAUGGUACAAAGAGGCACCAAAUACAUAUGCGCCACACCAUAUUUGUGUGUGUGGGCUGUGAUACUGCCCGGGUGCCCAAACCGAAGCAGGUGGUUUUCUUAGGGGGCCACACCCCGAGCCUUCGACCUGAAGGUCUGAUCCACAAGGCAGUGGAGCAUCGUGACGAGAUGCAGUCCCAUGGAAGCCGGUGACCAACAAUUGGUUCAUUCGCCAUUUGUUCCCGCAGGAUACUGAGGCCCAUUUUCACCAUUGGUUUGGAAUCUGGUUAAAGCGCCGGACAUUCGCUUUUCGUCCUCUCAUUUUCGUAAACAACACCCCCGCCACGAGAAGGCAGUGAGUAGGACUUCCCUGGCAGAGGCUAUAUACGCGUGGCCGUGUGAGAGUAUUUCGAGAGGGAGAGUGGACUCUCCCCACUCUCGGCCGUACCAGGGCAUUUGGGGGCUCGUAAAAAUAACACUUGACUACUAUGAUCGAAUUCGGUGAUAUACAUUGCAAUGCGUUCCAACAGUCAUCAAAUGUCAUAGAUGGAGGUUACCUUAUUCUGUACUCGAUUAGAUCCACAGAUCACGACCUGCCAUUAGAACUUCUGGGAAAGCAGGUCACCAUUUAACACUGCGAUUUGAUGAAAUUUCAUAAAUAUAAGUUUGGAGAUAAAUUUUGACACAAACUAAAAAGUUAUUUCUUUGCUGUUUUUCGAAAUACAUGGUCUGAUCAUUUUUAUAUAUGUUUUGACUAGUUUAUUUAUUAAUUUGACACUAAUCGGCAACAGUUAAACGUGUGACAAAUGAAAGAUCUAGGAAAACAUUUUCCAAACUUAUUUCGUCAAUAUUUUUUUAAUGAAGCAGGUGCGAUAAAUAAAAUAAGGUAAAGUCAAGGACAAUACAAAUGGAACGCAUAGGAUAUUUGAUAUUUGAGAAAAUAUGUAUAUAUCGUGGAUUGUUUUACCAACUAUAUAUUAAACGAUUCGAAGUACCAGUAGAUUAAUUAUGAAAUUUCUUUAAUAAUAAUUUUUUCCUGGGGCCGUAUCUUUUUUUAUCUCUCAAAUUGAGCUCUACAAUUCUAUUUUGUCUUUCAGAAAUUGUUUUAAUACAUAGUUUUCUAAUGAAGUGUAAAUAUGCCUCUUAAAAAGUCUUUAUUUGUGAUUUUAUCCUAAUCUCUCACAUGGUAUUCUUGUGCGAAAUCACUUCAAACAGCCACUGUUACUAGCAGUGGGUAUUUCACAAAAAUCGGUAGUGUAUAAACCAUUAUAAGAUAAAAAGGUGUUGCUAGUAGAAAGCAAUACAGCCACCAUGGUCGGUAGUUUUAAGAGCGUACCUCUUAAUGUUACUGCAUCAAGUUAUAAAAAAACCUAUUUGUAACAAAAAAAACAAUUAAAAUCAAAAUGCUUAACAAACGUAAGUUUAGAUAAAUUGACCUCUGAAGAGUUUCAUAAAAAGUAGAUGCAACCAGUACACUACAUAUUUUUUAUUUUUUAUCUCUGGCUUAUAAAUAACCGGCAAAUCUUGGUUUGAUAAUCGUAUUCCGGUAACAAAUAUAACUCUAUUCCACAAAUUUAUUAUUUCUCUUGCAAUCAUAUUUUCUGUCGAAUCUUGCUACUGCCAAUUUAAUUACCACUGCGCCUGUUACACUGAUAUUCCUUUCGGUAAUUCCAUUUGUUUUGCUUAUGCGGCGUAGCAACUUGAAAUGAUUCACAUUUGUGAUAUAUGUAAGUCCCUGAGCGAUAUCACUGUCUUAAUUCACAACUUAAAAUUCCGAUUGCUAUUUUUCUAUCUCACAGCUAUUAUUCCAUCGAUAACCUAGAGUCUUAGACUUGAUUAAUUGUACGUUGUAACCGGCAAAAGUAACAUUCAGCUAUCGUAAGAUACACUCCUAUUCGUCUGCCUAUCUGCAAGACUUGCUGUAUCUCCAGCCUUGGAUCUGAAUAGAAGCCAGAACUUAAGCUUCUAUUAUUACUAUAUUUCGAUUACUCAAUCCAGCUAGCCAACAUCUCAGACACUCAUUAGGAUAUAUAUAUGCAAUAUCAGUUUUCACAACACAUCUAAUAGUGACUGUGGAUUAACUGUGUAUUUAAUCUAUGUAUUUUAUCCACAAAAAUAUUUAAACCAUAAACAGUACUUGCUCACAGUUGUCUAAACCAUUUAUUUUGGUAGUCCAAUAGUGUCAUUAAAUAUAAAUGCCCACUUCACAAUUAUGAAUUUUAAUGUGAUUACAAACGAUUUCUUCAUUUUUUAAACUAGAUUUACUGAAUACUAACACUCAUAGUGUUUAUUUAGGUUAAAUAUACACCUUGUUCUAUACUGUGUGCGUUCUCACUGGUAUACUGGCGAAGUAUUGGCAAUCACUGAUUGGACGUACUUAAUGUCGUUCUCCUUUAGCUUAACCGUCUGUAACUGUUUUCCUAACCAAUGCGGUUAUGUAAUGGUCAUUAUUUUUAACCUUUGCUCGUUAUAUUGAUUAAUAGGGUCUUGGAGACAAGCAAGAUGUUCCUUCAUUAACGAUUUAAUAUUUAUUUAUAAUUGUCUAACUUUAAAAGUCUGCGCAUUAUAUAUUGAAUUAUCUUUUCAUUGACCAAGUCAGUAUUACAUUCGGUCGAAUUAAAAAAACUAUUCAAAUUUUAUGAUGAGCACAUUUAAUUUAUCGUUAAAUCAAACGAAAUAUGUCAGAAAUAAAACAGUCGUCAAUAAUGGCAUUGGAUUGUUGCUGUACUAUAUUGCGAAUUGAUUGAAGUGAAAAUUGUACCGUUGAACCUCAUGGCUCUAACCGUCAAGUGUUUGCUACGAGACCUAUGGCUCCUAGGUUAGAUCGUUGGUGAAGUUGUAGUUGUGUACUACUGAGGAGUCUUAUACUAGGACUAGACACCUGUCUAGUAUUCCCUGACUUUCAGUCAUACCCCAACUGAGAUUAACCUGUGACUAAUACAAUCUACAAAUCAAACCAAUCUCCAUAAAACUCAUUCAAUUAAAUUAAACCGCUGAAAAGAUAUCACAUUAUUUAGUAUAGACAGUCUAUCAUAUUACUCAUUUUAUGUAUGAUACCAUCAUUGUUUUUCUUUCAAAAUUUAUAAAUCAUUUUUCCUACUAGGCUUCUUUCAGCUGGAACUACAAUUGGAUCUGGUUUAGGAUAUUUAAAAAGUUUACCAGAAUGGCGGAAACGGAUGGCUGAAAUCUCCAAAAAAACUAGAUAGAUAAACUAUUUUAUUUUGUACACGGUUUUUUAAUCAACAAUUUAUAUCAAAUUGUAUCUCCUUCAACGAAAUGGUUGUCCUCAUUGUCAACAGUUUACAUAUAUAUAACAUAUUAUGAAAACUAACCGUUUGAUUGAAUAAAAUCCAGAGAAAUAAACUAUUAUAAAGAAAAUAAAUGAAAAUAUCCCAUAUACAACUUGAAAACAAUUAUCAUCUAUUAACUUAUGAUAAUUUACUCUAUUAAAGUUUAAUGCAUAAAACUUAAUAUAAACCUAAAGAAUGAUUUCAUGUUAUUUAAAAGUCAAGUCGUCAUCUCUAUUCUCUUUCAACUGAAUGAUUCAAAGUGAAUACACACUUACUAUAAAACCU
Molecule: messenger RNA, 4513 nt
Organism: Schistosoma margrebowiei
Lineage: Eukaryota; Metazoa; Platyhelminthes; Trematoda; Strigeidida; Schistosomatidae
Source: the annotation of a GenBank genome assembly